AUGGAUAUCAAUAACAUGUGUAGCUUUCCUGAGGGCGGCCAGCAGCCAGGUGCCAUCGAUUAUAUUAUCACGAGUCUCAGCAGAGGAAUUCGCAAUCCCACUCUCGUGCUGCGAGAAUCCGCCGAGGUUGACAAUGGCUCACUGCCUCUCGAUCUUCCACCCGACAUCAACGACUCUGACAUGGAUCCUUCUGAUGUGACCCUCGAGGGAGAAUACGACAUUGAGGAAGUGGAAAGGGACCCCGAUAUCGAAGGCUGGAUAGGCUUUUCGGGCGAUGCCUGGCCCUACUUCCACCAAGCACUGUUUUUCGGGCUGAGACUUCUCUGGUCAGGCGUUCGAGGCAUCGCGUCCAUGUUCAUGAUGGGCCUUAAGUUGCUGCUCGCUGGUCUCUACUUCGCUUUUGUUGGCGGUUUUGAAUGGUCGUUCCUCUAUUUACUUAUCCCCAUCAUUCUUAUAUUCAUUAUUUCUGAGAUCCAACCUCGAGUACACUUCUUCCUCAGAGUCAUCGUUGCCCUCAUGCUUCAUGUUGUGGGACGACUACGGGCAAGCUUUACUGAGUAUAGAGGUUGA
Molecule: messenger RNA, 570 nt
Organism: Fusarium tjaetaba
Lineage: Eukaryota; Fungi; Ascomycota; Sordariomycetes; Hypocreales; Nectriaceae
Exons: 3
Coding region: 1-570 (189 amino acids)
Source: RefSeq, a predicted model, not a curated record